CAGUCUCUCUGUAUACGAGAAAUUUCAGUAUGAAGUUCUCUCUCUGAGAGGGAAAAUAUCACAGAAAUAUGAACGCAAAUGUUGAAGCUCGACCUUCAAUUUUCAUGGCGACUCGGGGAGAUUUUACGAGAGCAGCCGGAAAGCUCUCUAAAUGAUUUCUAGGGUUCGUUUUCUAGAUAGAUCCGUAUUGGUUAUCAAUUGGUGAGUUCCUUUCCCUACUGCUUUGUGUUAAUGUUUGAAUGCCCCCGUAUUUGUCUCGUUGGAAUGAUAAUUUGAUGAAGUUGAGGUUUCUUUGAGUUUUGCUAGACCGUAAGUUUAGGACGUUGUUUGUGUCGUCAAUUCUAUUUGUGAUUUUUGUCGUGCGAUGUCCUCCGGAUCUGUUUCUUCGUCAUUGAAGCAGAGUGGUAAUCGAUCGAGAAUGAGUGUAGCGAUCGAGGCUCUUUUUUCCUGUAGAUUCUCCCUUGAGGUUUAAUUCUGAAUUCCUUUCUUUUUUAUUUUGGAAAUCUUUCUCCUAGACUCAUUGAAGGAAGAAGAUAUACAAAUAUGGUGCAGAGAAAUCAAAAUAGGUAUUAGUCGAUCUGAUUAAGAGUAUUGAUGAUGCUGAACGGUUGAAAUUAUUAAUACUCUUCAUAUGUUUGUUAGCUUUAGCUUCUUAAGAUGGUUACAUGUAUGUAAUUGUUAAAACUUGAAUGGCCUUUAUUUUUAAUAAACUCGUACAGUUUAUCCUGCUUCAGCUUCUAUAGUUGUAGUUUUGUUACUUUUGAGGACUAGGAGUUGCUCACAGAACAUGGGAUUUGGUGAUUGGAAAAGUAUUUUCUCGGUGUAACUGCUUGUUGAAUGAGUUUAUUAAGAUGUAGUGACUGGUUUAUAUCAGCAUAAUCCUGUUAACUUGUGGUAUCUGUGACCCAAUGAGUGAUUGCUGUGUAAACUUGAUCCUUAGUAUCUGUUAUGUUGAACUUGCAUCUGAUUUGGGCAUGAAAUGGAUAAGAUUAGUGACGUUACAAAUGAUAUCAAAGCUAGACAUCGGGUGGUGUGCUAGUGAGAAUGCUGAGCUUCGAAGGCGGGUAGACACCGGGCAGUGUGCCAAUGAGGAUGCUGGGCCGAAGGAGGUGGAUUGUGAGAUCCCACAUCAAUUGGAGAGAGGAACGAGUGCCAACAAGGACGCUAUGUCCCGAAGGAGGAUGUACUGUGAGAUCCCACAUCGAUUAGAGAGGGAAACGAGUGCUAGUGAGUACGCUGGGUCUUGAAGGGGUGGAUUGUGAGAUCCCACAUCGGUGGAGAGGGGAACGAAGCAUUGGUGUGGAAACCUCUCCCUAAGAGACCGCAUUAGUAAUUAAGUCUCUAAUGAUUCCCUUCACAAUGACCAUGAAGUGAACGUUCACUCGUCUCCAAGCACAAGUGGCCUCUCGACUAACUCUGCACUGGUAUGUUCUUUUCAAUACUGCACUGGUGGUCUAAACAUCCUCUCUGAUUUGACAAAAAAAUAUUCUUUUGAAUGAAUUUGGAUCAAAUCGGAAUAAAUGGACUGUGGAGGAUCUUCAAAUUACUAUCUUUUGGGAUGUAAUCUCUUAGAGGAAUUGUACGGUAUGAAUUCCUUUGAUUGAGCUGUCUUGAACGUUCUGAGCCUCAGUUAAAAGUUGUAGGACCCCUUUGUUUUAACAAUUUUACUCGAGUUGGAUUAUUUGGAACACUGGUUGGUGAAAGGUACUGCAUGUCUUCUUCAAUACUGCACUGGCUAUGACUCAAUUCAGAUGUGACACCUUACCAAAAAUGAAUACGACAGCAUGGACAUGAGGACAUGUCAUAUGAACAUGACUUGAUCAUAGUGUGUUUAGUUGGCUAGAACAUAGAGAUUAGGGGUGGAGGCUAAACUAAAAAACUCGAUCAAAUUGCUCAAUUCAGGUCUAGUUCAUUUCAACUAGUUAUAUAUUCUUGAAGUCGACCACAAUCUUCAGUUUGGGCGUGUUCGCUUAUCGUUUCAAUUGAGUUGUUCACGAGCUAGUACAUCCCUGCCUUGAAGUUGGAUUGAGCUACAUCUUCAUAGUCCAUACUCCAUACGUUCAAAAGCAAAGAUGCAGCCACCACCACCCAAGGAUAGACCUACGGACCACGUGCAAGUUGUUGCAUAUAUAUUUCCCCUGCAAUUCCACAAAUCAGAAACGGCAAGAACAAACAAAAUGGCAGAAACCCAAUUAUCAAAGCUCCAUAUUGCCAUGUUCCCAUGGUUUGCCGCCGGCCACAUGACUCCAUUUCUUCAUAUCUCCAACGAGCUCGCCGCCAGAGGCCACAAAAUCACCUUCCUUUUGCCCUCCAAAGCGCUCCCUCUUUUACAAAAUCUAAAUCUUCACCCAAAUCUCAUCUCCUUCCAUUUUUUGACGGUUCCCCAUGUCUCCGGCCUCCCUCCGGCGACGGAAACCGCCUCUGAUAUACCCAUUUCUCUUACCCCCUUGCUCGCCUCUGCUUUCGACAUGACUCGGCCGCAGGUGGCGGAGAUCCUCUGUUCUGCCUGCCCUGAUGUCGUUUUCUAUGAUUUUGCGUAUUGGGUCCCUGAAAUCGCUGCGCCCCUGCGGAUCAAAUCGGUUAGUUUUACUGUUGUCAGUGCUGCGUCGAUUGCUGUUAUUGCUUAUCCGGGAAGAAGGGUGACCGUUGAUGACCCGAUUACGGAGGAGGAGCUUAGGAAGCCGCCGCCUGGUUAUCCGUCGUCCACCGUCGUCCUCCGUGGCUGCCGUGAAGCGCGGUCGCUGCUCUUCUUGUCCAUGCCGUUCGGCGAAGGAGGUAUAACGUUUCACGAGAGACUAAUGACGUCAUACAGGAACAGCGACGCAAUAGCAAUACGAACAUGCGAAGAAAUCGAAGGCAAUUUCUGCAGCUACUUAGCAAAGCAAUUCCAAAAGAAGCUAUUACUAACCGGGCCACUCAUGGCAACACCAAACAAGACGACGACAACAACGACACCAACAACAUCGUGUUUGGACGAAAAAUGGGAGAAAUGGCUCGACCAAUUCGAACCAAAAACAGUAAUUUUCUGCGCAUUUGGAAGCCAAUUAACCUUAGAAAAGGACCAACUCCAAGAACUUGUGUUGGGAAUAGAACAAACUAGGCUGCCAUUUUUGGUAGCUCUAAAGCCACCAACAGGGUCAAACUCCAUUGAAGAAGCACUACCAGAAGGGUUCGAAGAAAGGGUGAGAGAAAGAGGAGCCAUUUAUGGCGGUUGGGUUCAGCAGCCAUUAAUUCUAAAGCACCCAUCGGUUGGUUGCUUUGUGAGCCAUUGUGGGUUCGGUUCGAUGUGGGAGUCAUUGAUGAGUGACCCUCAAAUUGUGCUGAUUCCGAGCCUUGGUGACCAAAUAUUGAACGCAAGGCUGCUGGCUCAAGAGCUCCAAGUGGGCGUGGAAGUGAAGAAGAGGGAAGAGGAUGGGAAGUUCACGAGCCAAAGUGUGAGGGAAGCCAUUGAGUCAGUGAUGCUUGUGGAAGCAGGUGGCGUUGGUGAAAUGGUCAAGAAAAACCAUAAAAAAUGGAACCACAUUUUGACUAACCCUGGCUUCAUGGAUGCUUAUAUUCACAAUUUUGUCAAUGAUUUGCAAAAUGGUUGGACCUAGAACGCACCCAUUUGGCUCAUUUGGCUCGAAUCCGAGGGUCGAGACGUUUAAUUUGUAUAGUUUCCAGUUCAUAGCGGUCUAAGUUUUAGAGUUUUUGUUUUUUAAUCUCUUUUUAUUUUUAUUCUUUAUUUUUCUAGU
Cucurbita pepo subsp. pepo (vegetable marrow) is the source of this 3734-nucleotide messenger RNA. NCBI's taxonomy places the organism in Eukaryota, Viridiplantae, Streptophyta, Magnoliopsida, Cucurbitales, Cucurbitaceae. The record is from RefSeq and is a predicted model, not a curated record.